Molecule: messenger RNA, 933 nt
Organism: Nomascus leucogenys (northern white-cheeked gibbon)
Lineage: Eukaryota; Metazoa; Chordata; Mammalia; Primates; Hylobatidae
Product: olfactory receptor 4K14
Exons: 1
Coding region: 1-933 (310 amino acids)
Biological process (GO): G protein-coupled receptor signaling pathway
Cellular component (GO): membrane
Molecular function (GO): G protein-coupled receptor activity; olfactory receptor activity
Source: RefSeq, a predicted model, not a curated record
AUGGACCCACAGAACUAUUCCUUGGUGUCAGAAUUUGUGUUGCAUGGACUCUGCACUUCACGACAUCUUCAAAAUGUUUUCUUUAUAUUUUUCCUUGGGAUCUAUGUGGCCGUUAUGCUAGGUAACCUUCUCAUUUUGGUCACUGUAAUUUCUGAUCCCUGCCUGCACUCCUCCCCUAUGUACUUCCUGCUGGGGAACCUAUCUUUCCUGGACAUGUGGCUGGCCUCGUUUGCCACUCCCAAGAUGAUCAGGGAUUUCCUUAGUGAUCAAAAACUCAUCUCCUUUGGAGGAUGUGUGGCUCAAAUCUUCUUCUUGCACUUUACUGGUGGAGCUGAGAUGGUGCUCCUGGUUUCCAUGGCCUAUGACAGAUAUGUGGCCAUAUGCAAACCCUUGCAUUACAUGACUUUGAUGAGUUGGCAGACUUGCAUCAGGCUGGUGCUGGCUUCAUGGGUCAUUGGAAUUGUGCACUCCAUCAGUCAAGUGGCUUUCCCUGUAAAUUUGCCUUACUGUGGCCCCAAUGAGGUAGACAGCUUCUUCUGUGACCUCCCUCUAGUAAUCAAACUUGCCUGCAUGGACACCUAUGUCUUGGGUGUAAUUAUGAUCUCAGACAGUGGGUUGCUUUCCUUGAGCUGUUUUCUGCUCCUCCUAAUCUCCUACACUGUGAUCCUCCUCACUGUCAGACAGCGUGCUGCCGGUAGCGUAUCCAAAGCACUCUCCACUUGCUCUGCACAUAUCAUGAUAGUGACGCUGUUCUUUGGCCCUUGCAUUUUUAUUUAUGUGUGGCCUUUCAGUAGGUUCUCUGUGGACAAGCUGCUGUCUGUGUUUUAUACCAUUUUUACUCCACUCCUGAACCCCAUUAUCUACACAUUGAGAAAUGAGGAGAUGAAAGCAGCUAUGAAGAAACUGCAAAACCAACGGGUGACUUUUCAAUGA